Lachancea fermentati is the source of this 759-nucleotide messenger RNA. NCBI's taxonomy places the organism in Eukaryota, Fungi, Ascomycota, Saccharomycetes, Saccharomycetales, Saccharomycetaceae. The record is from the annotation of a GenBank genome assembly.
AUGUUCAGGCCAAUUAGUAGGUUAACAAGAAGACUGUAUCAUCCGAAUACCUUGGAACAUGCUCUUCCAAAGGAAUUGUACCCUCUGACGUAUUCAAGAGACUCUAUUCAGUAUAGGGUAUUAGAGCAUGCACUUAAGGUCAAUGUGCCGUUGCACGGGUUCAAUGAAAGGGCGAUAGUUGCGAGUUUAGCAGCUUUAGGUUGUAAUUCGUCUAUGUUAUCCGUACUUGGAGCACCCAAUUCACCCUCUUUCUUUAAUGCGUCGCCCGCAGUUCUCGAGCUGGUUAAAUUUCAUCUGGUCACCAAAAGGCUUGACCUCACAAAGGGCUUGGAAGAGAGCAAUGAGGAGCCAACCUUGGAGCAGCUUUUUUUAAAAAGGCUGCAGAUGAACGAGCCCAUAAGCUCUCAUUUGUCGCAAAUGUUAUCUUACCUUUCUAUACCAGGUGAAUUUCUUGUUCAGACCGCCCUUCCUGAGUUGCAUAGACUGUCCGAUGACAUGGUGUACUUCUCGCGCGAACCCGACUCCCACGAUUUUGCGUGGUACUCGAAACGUAUGGCCAUUUCAUGCGCGUACAUUAGUUCUGAGCUAUUCAUGGCCCAAGACAAGUCCGAUAGUUUCCGCGAAACCAUCGAGUUUGCGCAGGAAAAGCUUCAUAAGGUGACCAAAUUAGGCGAAUAUUACAAUAACACGGAAGAGUACUUAUGGUACACAUUAUUGAUGAGCGUCAACUUAGCUAAAUCUCAAAUGACUAGGGGAUGA